UUGAAUCUUUCACCAAAAAAAAGGGAAAGACUCUCCACCAUGAGCAAAAUCCACCACCCUACCUAUCCCCAUUUUUUCCAACCCCUACUUCCCGAUUUCCUCAACAAUUUUUCAAUUCCAAAGGCUUUUCUUAAAAACUUUGAAGGAAGUACUAAGCAAAACCAACUUUGCGAGAAGAAGAUCAAGGUUGAAUUAAGGGAUAAAAGCGGGAAACGUUGGUUCGUUACGCUCGUAUUUUCAAAUGAUGAUACUAAACCACAUUUUAAAGAUGGGUGGAAGAGUUUUUGUAAGGAUCAUGAUCUGAAAGUCGGUGACUUCCUGGUUUUUAGGCAUCAAGCUACAAACCCUAGGAUCAAAAGCUCAAGUAUUGGCAACAAAGUAUUGAAAGGGAAUGGUGAUUUGGAGAUUAAGAUGGACGAAGAAGACAACAUCAACAUAGAAGGAAAUUCUAGCUUCAAGCCAUCUAGCUAUCCUUAUUGUCGUACUGUUGUCAAGUAUAGCUCAAAAUCGCACGAAAUGCCUCUUCCAAGGCAAUUUACAGAGAAGAAUGGUUUGAGUAAAAGAUGGUGUGAAAUGAAGCUAAUAGAUGAGAAAGGGCAUCCAUGGAAAAUGCUGUUGAGAUAUUACAGGUGUAAAAGUAAUGGUCAUUCCUAUAUUGGUCGUUGGAGAGCUUUUCUGAAGGCUAAUGGCCUCAAAACUGGCGAUGUUGUCAUCUUCCAACUCAUCAACAAUGGAGAAGUUCCUGUCAUCAAGUUUUACAGUAAGUUCAUUUAGUUUCUGUUGAGGGUGUAACGUAGUUAUCCUAGUUUAUUUAGCGGUUUGUUUUAUUCGUCUUUAUAUCGAGUACUAUUUUUACAUCACACCCAGAUAACGAUGAAGGUAGCUAGUGCUCCUUCCAUCUCUUAAAAAUUGUCUCAUAGAAUCAUCAAGAAUACUUUUUCCCUGUUUUUUUUUUUAAAUAACACAAUUAUUUAGGAAUGUUUGUCAAUGCACGAUUUCAAACAUUAAUAUCUUUAAUUAUGGAUAAAAAAAAUUAUAAAAAGUUGAUAUUUAAAAAAUAUUUAUUGAGACGAAUCUAAUAAGUAUAAAAAAAAAAUUGAAGUAUAAAUAAUAAUAAUAAAAAAAAGUCAAAAGAGCUUGUAUGCAUAGUGUUGAAAACUCAAAUUUAUCAUGUAAAUAAGAAUGGAGGAAAUAUUCCCCCCAACCCAAAAAAAAAACUGAAUUUAAAAACCAAAACUUGAACAAAUUUGUGGAGAUCAAUCUAUAUGCGCCAUUACACCGUAUAUUGUUGGUGAUACUGCACCUGAUGGUAACACAAGAGAGCAGGAGCUGAGUCAGCAUUACAAUGCUGGUCUUG
Spinacia oleracea (spinach) is the source of this 1357-nucleotide messenger RNA. RefSeq names its product B3 domain-containing protein REM8-like. The transcript has 5 exons. The coding region runs from base 40 to 774 and encodes 244 amino acids. NCBI's taxonomy places the organism in Eukaryota, Viridiplantae, Streptophyta, Magnoliopsida, Caryophyllales, Amaranthaceae. Gene Ontology annotation, molecular function: DNA binding. The record is from RefSeq and is a predicted model, not a curated record.